This is a messenger RNA of Clunio marinus, 1803 nucleotides long. Lineage: Eukaryota; Metazoa; Arthropoda; Insecta; Diptera; Chironomidae. The record is from the annotation of a GenBank genome assembly.
CAAAAAAUAAAAAGAUAUUUUCCUUACACUUUAUUCAGUCGAUUUUCAGAGCCGAGUUAAUGCUAAUUAACACAUUUUCGCGACUUUUCGUGAGAUUUAAAACAAUUUAAAGUCAGUUUGGAAACGAAAUCACGGCAACAACAAAUGAUUUGAGUGUUUCAAGUGAUGUUGUUGUUGCUUCGAACAGAAGUAUUGAUUCGUGAUUGAUCAAUAAGACUUGAUAAAAGAAAAAAACAGUUGAUUGAGUGAAUAAAGAAUCACUUAAAAUGCGCACAAAUAGACCGACAACAGCUGCAGAGGAAAUGGGUCUAGGACCCAAAAAAACAUUUCUCGUGCUGUUUACAGUAGUUGGAUGUAUAGCGAUUCUCUUUCCGAAAAUCUUUUAUCCCAUGCUUAUGGGAGCGGGAGGUGCAAAAGAUCAUAGUCGCGGACCACCAAAUCUUUUGAAACAGGAACGACCACCGUACUUGAGUGAAAUAGUCAUUCCUGGUAUGCAAGAACGUGGUCGGGCUAUUCCUCCACAUUCUGUAUCGAUAAUUGAACGACCAGGCCGUCCAGGUGGGCUCCCUUCACGGCCGGGAAUGAUCGAAAGACGACCGGGCAGCCCAAUGGUUCAAGGACAACCUGGUCCAAAUAUGCGUGCGGCAGCAUAUCAAGCUCAAACGCAAAGUCAGCCAAAGGCACAAGGCCCAACUUCUAUCAUAAUGCCAAUUUACACAUUCGGAAUUGUUGCAUUCUUCAUCUUCACGAUAUCAAAGCUUGUUAUGAAGAAGUUGAACAAGAAUCAAAGUCAACCAAUUGAAUCUGAUCCGGUUUUCGUGGAGAAAGUCUUUAGACAAACUCAACCAGAUGCUAAGAAGAAAUUGGGAUGGAAAGAUCACAACGCAAUUUAUACUGCUAUUCAAGGGAUUAUUGAUGCUACAAACGAUCAACUAAGAGAAAUUGAGAAAGAGUGUGCUGAAAACAAUUCAGAGCACUUUGACAACAAUUCUGAACGAUCGAAUGCUCAUAAAUCUGAGCAUGAGGAAACUGAUGAAGAUACUCUCAAAGAAUCUUCGGUUAUGUCUGAUGAUUUGUCAAAACUUGAUCAUGAUGAAAAUGAAAAAGAAAAAUCAAAAGAACCUUCAGAGCAUGACAUUGAAAUUGAGAAGCGAUUGAGUCAUCUUAAGGAAGCAAUGCACAUCAAAUCAGUUGAAAAUGACGAAAAUUCCGAUUUCAAGUCAAUAUUUCUUGAAGGUGAACUUCCACAUGAUCCACAAAUUUUAGUAUCAGCUACGGAAACAGAAACAAAGACAGAGAAAAUCUCAAACUACGCAAAAGAACUAGCAGAUGACGAAGCAGUUAUUUUAAGUGGAAAGAUGACAAUUUCUUUGAUCAGUUUAACAAAUAAUGAUGAAGAGAAGAAUGGAGUGCUUGAUGAAGAACAACACACAACGACAAACAAUGUGGCGUGAGAAUGAGGUCAAAGCCACUUGAUCUAUAUAGAAAUUGAGGGAGAAAUAUUUUGAAAUUAUUUAAUAAUCUUUACACAAAUCUUCUCUCCAUUAUUGUACAUGUUUUUCAUUGUUAGGCUUAUCAAGAAGCCAAAGUCCAAAAUUUUUCACAAAGAUUUCUAUUUCCGAUAUAGAUGGUACAUUAGUAAUGACAUCCAAACCAUAAUUAACCAUUAAUUUGAGAUCGUAAAGUGUUUUGAUUCUCGUCAUUGUUGAUAUAAAAUUUUCUUUGCCGCAUUAUCGAAAUAUGCAGCCCAGUAUUCAUGCCAAAAACAUAGAAUUCUAAUAAUAAAACGUAAUAAAAGUCAAU